GAAUUUGUAAAGUAGUGACCGCACAAGAUCAAAUCCGGAUUAUCCUCCUCAACAAGCAUUUUAAUUGAAGUGAACCUCUCUUUCUUCCGUGUCUCUCUCACAAACCAAUAAAGCAAAGCUCAGGUCUCAGCACCCAAAGUAGUCUGAUCUGGCAUUAUGGGUGGAAGUGCAAUAGAUGAUGAUUGGGAGCUUACUUCACCAUCCAAUGGGGUUCGCACUGUGGUUUUAGUUGGCCGUACAGGCAAUGGCAAAAGUGCAACUGGCAACAGCCUUCUUGGAAGGAAGGCCUUCAAAUCAAGGGCUAGCUCAUCUGGUGUUACCAGUACUUGUGAAUUGCAGCAAACUGUUAUUACAGAUGGUCAAGUUAUCAAUGUCGUUGAUACUCCUGGACUCUUUGACUUUUCUGCUGAAUCUGAGUUUGUUGGCAAAGAAAUUGUCAAAUGUAUUAAUAUGGCAAAGGAUGGGAUCCAUGCAGUCCUUGUAGUCUUCUCAGUUAGAACACGUUUUUCACAAGAAGAAGAAGCUGCGCUUCGUAGCUUACAGACUCUGUUUGGAAGUAAGAUAUUUGAUUACAUGAUUGUAGUAUUUACUGGAGGAGAUGAACUUGAAGAUAAUGAUGAAACGUUAGAGGAUUAUCUAGGUCGUGAAUGUCCUCAGCCUCUACAGGAAAUUCUCACUCUUUGCAAGAACCGGCUCGUGCUUUUUGACAACAAGACAAAAGAUGAAUUUAAGAGAGCUGAACAGGUUCAUCAGCUUCUCUCCCUUGUAAAUCUGGUCAUAGCAGAGAAUGGUGGACAACCAUACACAGAUGAGUUAUUUGUUGAGUUGAAGAAAGGGGCGAUAAAACUCCGUGAUCAACAAGAAGAGGUUGAUUCCUUGAAAGGUUAUUCUAAAGGGGAAAUAUUGGAGCUGAAGGAGCAGAUGCAUAGGUCAUAUGAGGAACAAUUGAAACGAAUAACUGAGAUGGUUGAGUUAAAACUUAGAGAGACAACAAACAGGCUUGAGCAGCAGUUGGCGGAGGAGCAAGCUGCCCGAUUAAAAGCAGAAGAGAAAGCACAAUUAGCUCAAAUGAAGUCAAAUGAUGAAAUCCGCCAGCUUAGAGAGAACUUAGAAAGAGCUCAAAAGGAGACGCAGGAACUCCGGAGGCAGGCUGAAAGUCGGUGCAACAUUCUAUGAUGUUUCUUUUUUUUUGCUAACUAAGGUGAAAGUUGUCUAAGUAUAUUGUUUGGUUUGGAGUCUCUUUUCUUUUAUCAAGUUUCUUUUACUGGUAAGGAUUGAGAUAUCUUAUGUAUGGAUAAGACGACUUAAAUCAUGUAUGUAUUGUUGGCUUAAGAAAGCAAUGUAUGGGUUUGCUUUGGUUCA
This is a messenger RNA of Ricinus communis (castor bean), 1362 nucleotides long. Its product is annotated as immune-associated nucleotide-binding protein 9. The transcript is spliced from 6 exons. The record is from RefSeq and is a predicted model, not a curated record. Bases 157 to 1176 code for a protein of 339 amino acids. Gene Ontology annotation, molecular function: GTP binding. Lineage: Eukaryota; Viridiplantae; Streptophyta; Magnoliopsida; Malpighiales; Euphorbiaceae.